AUGAUAAGAUCAACUUCAUACCAUAGAUUAAAUCGGAAGAGCUCUUCCACAGAAUCGAGUGGGAGUAUACGCAAUAAACCAUCAAAACCGUCAAUCUCCGAUUCGAAACAGAGAGGCCGUAAGAAAGAUGCUUUAGAGAAGUUCAUCGAAUCACCACAGCAGCUGCUUAAAAGCAGUCUAUCCCAGCUGCGCCAUACCAUCCUUGUGGAAGGACUCCCAGUAGAGUGCCCAUACAGGUCAUACAUUUGGAGUAUUCUACUCUCCGGAGCACCUAUUGAAAGUGAAUGGUAUAGCGGCAUUGUAUCUCGAGGGAAAGUGAAUUCUAGCAAUGUCGUCGAUACCAAGUUUGUCCAUUUUGGAGAUAAGAUUGAAAACGAUGUUUUUCGAACGUUUCAGAAUAACAAGAAGUUUUGGUCCAAAAUUGAAGAAGGUGAAUUGAUACGAAUAUUGAAUGUCUUUGCCUGGUGCGUCAUUGAAGAUGAACAGGUUGAUUUCAAAGUGGGAUCGAAAAUAAGCAUUUCGCCAUACGUUCAGGGAAUGAAUGUACUGGUUGCACCUUUGGCGUAUGUAUGUAGGAGUGAGCCGCAAGCAUUCGCACUUUUAUAUCGGCUGCUUAUGGUGGAGAUGCCCAGGUAUAUUACACCAACACUAGCAGGUGUAAUGGACGGAGUUAGGUUAGUUGAUUUGGUAUUGAAAACUGUGGAUAGGAGACUAUAUGAAUAUUUAGAUCAAUCUAUGGCAAAUGCAAAGAUAUAUGCCUUACCAUCGGUAUUGACUUUAUGUGCAUGUACACCGCCUCUUGAAGAGGUAUUGAAGCUAUGGGAUUUCCUAUUUAGUUUUGGAAUUCAUAUGAAUGUGGUCUUGAUUGUUGCCCAGUUGUUGUUGAUACGUGGUGAAUUGAUGAAUACCAAGAACCCAAUGGUAUUACUACGGAACUUCCCACAGUUGGAGUCUUCUAAAAUCAUCAAAUUAUCCUUGAGUAUAGCCAGAAAUAUUCCAGAUUCAUUGUAUGACUUGAUUGUAAGACAUACAUUCGAUGAGUCGGUUACAUUAGAAAUCGACGAUUAUAAAAUUUAG
Messenger RNA from Pichia kudriavzevii, 1077 nucleotides. RefSeq lists its product as uncharacterized. Gene Ontology annotation, cellular component: mitotic spindle pole body. Gene Ontology annotation, molecular function: GTPase activator activity. The transcript has a single exon. Gene Ontology annotation, biological process: activation of GTPase activity; negative regulation of septation initiation signaling. The record is from RefSeq and is a predicted model, not a curated record. Bases 1 to 1077 code for a protein of 358 amino acids. Lineage: Eukaryota; Fungi; Ascomycota; Pichiomycetes; Pichiales; Pichiaceae.